Melanotaenia boesemani (Boeseman's rainbowfish) is the source of this 3064-nucleotide messenger RNA. It is a transcript of the gene rhogd, whose product is annotated as ras homolog gene family, member Gd. Gene Ontology annotation, cellular component: cell cortex; cytoplasmic vesicle; cytoskeleton. The record is from RefSeq and is a predicted model, not a curated record. NCBI's taxonomy places the organism in Eukaryota, Metazoa, Chordata, Actinopteri, Atheriniformes, Melanotaeniidae. The transcript is spliced from 2 exons. Gene Ontology annotation, molecular function: protein kinase binding; GTP binding; GTPase activity. Bases 101 to 676 code for a protein of 191 amino acids. Gene Ontology annotation, biological process: actin filament organization; small GTPase-mediated signal transduction; regulation of cell shape.
UAUUGGACAGCUCCCCGGAUGCGGCUGUGACUGACUAUACUAGGCGAAAAAAGAUCGAAAGCCAAGUGGCGGUGCUGCAGCCCCAGUGGUCGUAGGCAGGAUGCAGACCAUUAAGUGUGUGGUGGUGGGUGACGGGGCGGUGGGUAAAACCUGCUUACUCAUCUCUUAUACAACUAAUGCCUUCCCAGAAGAGUACAUUCCCACCGUGUUUGACAAUUACAGCGCUCAAAUGAGUGUGGAUGGCCGCACUGUUAGCCUUAACUUGUGGGACACAGCUGGCCAAGAGGAAUAUGACCGCCUGCGCACUCUCUCUUAUCCCCAGACCAAUGUAUUCAUCAUAUGCUUCUCCAUCGGUAGUCCCUCCUCCCAUGCCAAUGUCAGGCACAAGUGGCACCCCGAGGUGUCUCACCACUGCCCCAAUGUACCCAUCCUGCUGGUGGGCACCAAGAAAGACCUGAGAGGUGAUGGAGAAACGGUGAAGAAGCUAAAGGAGCAGGGUCUGGCCCCUACCACUUAUCAGCAGGGCAACUCCCUGGCCAAGCAGAUUGGAGCUGUUAAAUACAUGGAGUGUUCUGCACUGCUGCAGGAUGGUGUAAGGGAUGUGUUUGCUGAAGCUGUGAGAGCAGUGUUAUAUCCAGUCACAAAAAAGAAUUCCAAAAAGUGUGUCCUCUUGUAAUAAGUGGUUCCCAGAUCCCAGAUGGACUAUGAAGAGUAAUAAUGGAGAUCAGCGACUCAAAGGAAGGCUAAGGAACUAAGGUUACCAUCCGGUUGCUUCCAUACCAACUUUGUCAGUUUUCAGCUCAAGUGUUACUCCUCUCUGCCCUUUUCAUCUCCUGGAGGACUUCACUGUGUUGCCAUCAUCACCAAAGUGACUAUGCCUGAAUGAGGGCAACAGACUGUAUCUCCUCUGUCUGUCUUACAUUUUAAACUUUUGAUAUUUACACACUUUCACUUUUACAUCUCUUGAUUUAUAGCUUAUCUGCUUUGCCUUAUAAAAUGCUGAUCAUGGUUGCCACAAGCCAUAACAUCUAAACCAGCCAAGUUACCAUGUUUGACUGGAAAAAUGAGAUCUGCCUUUGUUCAGGUGGAGAACUAAUGACUACCUCACUUCACCUAGGUUGCAUCUCAUGAGUCCUAAACAAAAUUACCAUCAAGAUGUUUUGGCUCGCCUAUUUAGAUGUAACAAACAGUGACGUCGCAGAUGAACAAGGCAUGCAAGCCUGACUCUGAAUUAGGUAUGAUCACUCCUGGACAAAUGCCAGUAACCCUUAACCAAAUGCAAAGAUUAAAGGUUGAAUUGCCUUUCUGCACUUCCCCUUGUGCUCAGUCUGGUAUGUUUAUAGAUGUUUGGCAGGCUGCCCUUCCAGCCUCUUGCACUGCUAUCUCACUUCCCUGCAUGGAAGAGCCAAUAGGCCUUUGAAGAUAAGUUGUACCAAUUAACAGCAGUGGACAACUUGCCCUCUUCUGUAAUAGAGAAGGGGUGUCAAAAGGGCUCUGCCAAAUUAACCUAUACUGGUACAGGACUCCUUGGGCUGACAUAGUUAGCAAGUCAGAUUGUAGAACAGCUGUCCUCGGUCUACAUCUCAACUCCUGAGGCUCACAUUGAGUGCCAUUUAAAAACAUGCCUAAGAAUUUCUCUUUGACAUGGUGAUGUCAAGGAGACUGUAUUUUGUCUAAUGGUGAAUUUACUCUGUAAAUGAUUUUUUCUUUAUUUUUUUAAUCCUCAAAUGUUUUUAACUUACACUUGCGGUUAUGGCCAAAGUUGAAUAUAUUUUUUUGUAAUAGCCUAUGUUUAUUUGAUCAGUAAAAUGUAUGUGUGCUGUUGUUAUCACUUAUGAUAAACUAGAACUCCGUAAUGCUUCCCUUGUCAAUUACAUUAUUGUCUUAAGGUCAGCAGACAAAGACCACUGCAUAAUCAAUUCAGUGUGGCAUAUAAUACCACAAUAUUUUUAAAUGGCUUGCGUUAGGCUAUAUAUUCCUUUUCCUUUACUGUCUUUGUUGGCAAAUGUCAUUUCAUCGUAGAAGUGGUGUCAAAAAGGACUUGAUGGUCCAAGCUACAAGUUUAUGUACAAUAUGCAAGGAGCUUUUUAUUUGGUGAGUUGCCUUUUCUAAACCAAAGACCACACCAGUGCUCCUGUGGAAAAACCAAAAGGUGCUACAAGCACUAUGAGAAAUUUAAAAGAUUCAACAAGUUCAGAUUUAUUUUUGUAAUUUUUUUUAGAAGCUUUUCCUUAUUUCCUGCCAGUAAAUACUCUCACCUCGCAGCCUUUUUUUUUUGUGUAAGACACAGGUGCUAAACUGACGUCUUGCAUGGCAAGUCUAUCUGCAUUUGUGAAACGGAGCGUUCAGGCCCACAGCUCUUAACAGAUUGUGGUUUACAUCCCUGCACUGCACGGUGCAGUGAGGGCAAAGCACAACGCAACAUGCUCACACAAUAAGAGCUGCGUCGAUAGUGCUUCGCCACAUCUGACGAUUUUGAUACAUUUUUCUAAAGUAUUUUUGUAACAACUAGUUUGCUUCUUUGUACUUAACAACCACCAGCAAUAAUAGCAAGCCAUUCUUGUAGUAAGUUACACUCCUGUUGAGGUCUUAAAUAACUCAAUCUGGAUCUUGGCCUCCGUCAAGCCUAAAAAUAAUAAAGCGCAUUAUAAGCACAAGGUUAUGAGUGACAGUGAUGUGGAUUGAGAUCCAUCAAAAGUGUGAAAUUUACUAGAUGGUUGUGCGGAGGGUUGAAUGUAUGUGCAUGAAAUGUAAAACUAAUCUGUGGUUAGCUUUUUUUUUUUUUUUUUUUAAAUGAUUAUUUUAAAGUUCUUUUCUUUUUGGCCAUGUCCCAAUAUCACUCAGAUAGUGCUGUUAAAGUGGAACACACACCUGUGGGCUCUCUGUGUCUGUGUCCUGUAGCUGUAUGCUACCGUUUGCGUGGUACUACGCUUUUACACUGGGAACUUGAUUUGUAGAAAUCUGUUCGUAAUUGUUUUAUAAAUAACAAAAGCAUAUUUGUAUAAAUGAACUAACAAUGAGAUGAUUUUAAAUUAUGCCGAAUAAAAUGGUGCCUAAAACCAUA